Molecule: messenger RNA, 993 nt
Organism: Rubroshorea leprosula
Lineage: Eukaryota; Viridiplantae; Streptophyta; Magnoliopsida; Malvales; Dipterocarpaceae
Source: the annotation of a GenBank genome assembly
AAUUUUCCCAACGGUCAGAAAAUGCUUCUCUCUCUCUCUCUCUGUGUAACGUUCGACGAUCAAAAACAACCUCCAUUCUCAUGGUCCGAUCUCUUCGAAGUCUCAAUCUUUUCUCUCCCUGAAGCGACCUGAAUAUGGUGGGUUUUUCGAUUCAUGGUUGGAGAAUUAAGGGUCUCGUCAACCUUUCGUGAUUGGUACUCGAAUUAUGGUAUUUGAUUUCAUUUGGGUAUUUAAUUAUUUAUCCAUGAAAAGUUUUGAUUCGGUAUUUGGGGAUUUGAUUCUUUUGAAGAAAGUUAUAUGCUUUUUCUGCUUUCUCCACUGGUCUUGGAUUCUUCGAUGGAGCGUAGAUGGGCAAAUGUUUGGGUUUAGUCACGUAAUAAAUUGGAGAAAUUUUGAUUGGCAAUCGAUGGUGGAAUGCGUUUUUAUGUUGAUUUUUAUAUGUUUGACAUGAACUUUUGAAGUAGUUUUGUUGCUAACUUGCUUUGAAUCCAUGGAAUUUACAGAUCUUGAAAAGGGAAUUUGUUAAACCUUUUUUUCAGACCAUUUUCUAAGGGUUUUAUUGAUCUUUCAGGCUUCUUCAAUUUCAGAAGAGAACAGAGAAGGAUGCUAACUUUCUGGAAUAUUUUAAGUGUUUUCUGUAUGUUGCAACUUUUGCAUUCUCACAAUUUUUUCUAUAUGCAAAAUUUUAAACAGUUGUUAUACAGUUGAAUCCAUCCUUUACCAUGUUCUUCAUCUUACAUUUCUCUCUUGCUGCAACAUUUUCAUCACCAUCUUUCAAUUUUUUCAAAUUGCCACUGCAUUUCUCUCUUGUUGUCUCUAAUUUGAUUUCUCACUAAUGAUUUUCAUUGAUUUGGUUUAUUUAUGCCAUUCAACUCACUUAUGAGGGAACUAUACAGAGCCAAACGGGUCUUUUGGUCCAAAGCAGAUCUCUAUUUCUUUUUUCUUUUUCUUUUUUUUCAUUUUAUUCUUUUAUCAUGAAUUGUAUAAUUUAAU